Beta vulgaris subsp. vulgaris (sugar beet) is the source of this 2616-nucleotide messenger RNA. Its product is annotated as protein WHAT'S THIS FACTOR 1 homolog, chloroplastic. Gene Ontology annotation, molecular function: RNA binding. The transcript has 2 exons. The record is from RefSeq and is a predicted model, not a curated record. Bases 338 to 1624 code for a protein of 428 amino acids. NCBI's taxonomy places the organism in Eukaryota, Viridiplantae, Streptophyta, Magnoliopsida, Caryophyllales, Amaranthaceae.
CUAAUACGCAAAUUCCUUUAGAACCCCUAUAACCUCUAGAACCUCUCAUACGCAAAUUCGUCGCUCAAUACGCAUAUUCCAAAGCUCGAAUUGCAGAAGCUCGUUCCAGGAAUGAAUGACCUAUCAUCCUCGGGCCGAGGGCGGCCGCCCCUCCUGCCCGGGCUGAGGGACGGGCCUGUAGGAAGGCGUUGCUGUUUAAACUUUUGAAGCAGUAGUGUUGUUAUUUAUAGCAAUGAACUGAUGGAAGAUUGUUGGUGUAAAAAUUAGUGCUAUUUUCGGCAUUCUCGAGGAUGAGAUAUAGUUCGAAGGGAGGGAAUACUAAUUUCAAGAUUAGAUUAUGAACACCUCUUUUUACCGAAGCUAUUUCGACAUCAAAAUCAUGAGGUUCUCUUACAACCUGAAGUAUACAAAUAGGAGUUUUGAAUUCUCUUCUUACAUAAGUGUUAGGGGAUUUUCUUUGUGGUCAAUGAAGAAAGACCCAGACCUUGAGUCAGCUCUAGUCCACAAUCGUCGUUGGAUUGUGAAUAACCAAAUUAAGAACAUAAUAUUGAGGUACCCCAAUCAGGUAGUACCUGUAAAGUUCCUCCAGAAGAAGUUCAAGACCCUUGAUCUUCAAGGCAAAGCUCUCAAUUGGCUGAACAAGUACCCAUGUUGCUUUGAGGUCUUUCGAGAAAAUGAUGAGCAGUAUUGUCAACUUACCAAAAGAAUGAUGGGUUUAGUUGAGGAGGAAGAGUCCGUCAAGGAAGAGCAAGAGCCUGUAUUUGCCGAGCGAUUGGCAAAAAUCUUGAUGAUGACCUCAAAUCACAGAAUCAAUGUUGUAAAGCUCGAUGAAUUGAAGCGGAAUUUUGGGUUUCCUGAUGAUUAUCUUAUUAGAAUUGUUCCCAAAUAUUCAGAAAUGUUUCGGCUUAUUAACUACAGUGCGCGGAAAAGUUCAAUGGAGGUUGAGCUUAUAUCGUGGAAUCCAGAAUUAGCACUUUCCAGAAUUGAAAUGUCAGGUAGCAAACAGAAACAGAAUAUAGAACAACCUUGCUUUUUGUGCUCAUUGCCUCCUACUUGGAUUAAAUCAUGGGAGAGAUUUAACGAGUUCAAUUCAACACCCUAUAUUUCACCUUACUCAAAUUUAAGCAGCUUAAUGGAAGGAUCAAAGGAGCAUGAGAAAAGGACGGUGGCUUUGGUGCAUGAACUUCUAUCACUGACUCUGUGGAAGAAGAUGUCAAUAAUAAAGCUAGGCCAUUUCAAGAGAGAGUUUGCGUUGCCAGAUAAGUUAAAUGUUUUGCUGCUAAAACAUCCUGGCAUAUUCUAUGUAACUAAUAAGUAUAAAACCUAUACAGCCCUCCUCCGAGAGGGGUAUAGUGGCUCGAAGCUGAUAGACAAGGACCCACUUGUUAUAGUCAAGGAUAAAUUUGGGGAACUAAUGCAAGAGGGGUUACAUGAGUACAAUCAGCGAGGACGUUUAAAUAACCUAGAGAAGAGGAAAAGGAAAGGCAUAAUUGAGCCGCCUAAAAUAGAGAAAAAGAAAGGGAAUAUAUCUGAAGAGGAAGAUCAAGUAGGUCAGGUUGGACGUCUAUUUGACCCUGAGGAAAGGAAAAGGUUUUACAAGAUCCUAUUUGAAGAGGAUUCCUGAGAUUCUGUGGUGCUUCAUCAAUGUGGCAUUAAUUGGAUUUACAAGGAAUUCUGAUAGUCAUCUAUCUUGUUUCAGGAGUUGAGUUAUAUAUGGCAGAAAAUUCCAUCUGAUGUUAGGAGAUUCAUUCAUGAUCGAUUUGUAGUGUGUUGGAGUUGUUUUGGACAAAGUGAGAAUGAGCAUGGGCUUCCACCACUGAAGAAGCAGAUUUUUGUGAGGUAGAAAAUGCUACCUGUAGGAUUGGCAAUCUCAAUUCUGAUUGAGCAGCCAAGGGUUCACCAGGGACAGCUGGGGUGGAGGUGUGAUUCGAAACCGUCAUGGAUGGUAUUGACCUGCUCUUCAGCACGCUUUGGUUCAUGUGCAGCUUUUGGAACCAAGGUUAGAGCAGCGGCACUGGGUCUUGAACUGGGAAUUAGAAAGCUGCUCAUUUAAUUGGACAACAAAGCUGACAUUCAAGUUUUCCAAAGUACCAGGCAACACUGAGGAGGUUUGGUCCAUCUGACACAAGUCACACAACAUUGCAGAAAAGUAUUAGAGUGACCAUAGUUGAGAAACUUUCUUUGUGAAUUGUUAUAGAGAAGGAAGUUGAGUUGCGGAUUGGCUUGCCAGCAAAUUCGUGCAACAAUUGAAGAAACUAUUAGCCUACGACACUCUCCGCCACAGUUUGCAAUCUACAGGAUGAUGUUUCCAGAAUGCCACGAUGUGAUUACUAAGAUUUUGUUUUCUGGUUUUCUUUUCCUUUUGAGGUCUUCGCCUCUCUUUUGCACCAAAAAAGAAAAAGAAAGUGGCAGAGAAUUGGACAACGGAACGAGACUAGAAUGUCUCAGUUAAUGUAACAAGUGAAAUUGAUAGGAUUUCGAAACUAUGUAGAGCUAUACAGAUCUUAUAACAUUUGUUUGUCACAUUGCAUCAAAUACUUGCAUCCAGGUUAUUCUAUGUUGGCUGUUAUUCUUGUAUGAUAUAUAAGGUCAAGUGCGCUGUUUUUGAGUUCUGAA